AUGAUGAAUGUAAAGAAAGAUUCAAUGUCUUCGCAAACUCCUUAAUUACAUUAACUCUCUAAUGUUUUUGAGAUAAUAGCAAGAUACAGUAUUUUAUGUUCAGAGGACAAGUACUUACUAUAUUUUUAAUCCGAAGUUAUAUUUAAAAACAAAACAUCGCACAAUUAAGUAAAUACGAAAAACCUCGCUAAAAAAGGUCACAAUCUUUAUUGCAGCAAGUUUUAGAAAAAAAAAGUGAACUAUUAUCAAAUUUCUAAAAAAGAAAAAGCUUUAUGCAGAAAAGAAGAAAUAUUAUCUGA
Paramecium octaurelia is the source of this 299-nucleotide messenger RNA. The record is from the annotation of a GenBank genome assembly. Lineage: Eukaryota; Ciliophora; Oligohymenophorea; Peniculida; Parameciidae.